AUGGAGAACAUGGGUUCCUACCAUCAGCCCCAAUGGUCUGGCUGGGGCUACCACGGUGCCGCCAACCAAUACCCCAGAUAUUCUCAGCAGCUGCCCAGUUAUGCCGCUUACCUCCCGGAGUCGAUGGAGCUGUACAAUGCCCACCAAGGUCACCUCCUCCAUCAUCACCAGAUGUCUAGGACAACUGAGACAAAGCCUCGCCUCUCCAAGGAAGAGGUUGAGAUCCUCGAGGCCGAGUUCCAGAAGAACCACAAGCCCAACAGCAGCACCAAGAAGGCCCUGGCCGAGUCCAUGAGAGUCGACAAUGCCCGCAUCAACAACUGGUUCCAGAACCGGCGAGCACGGGAAAAGAAGGAGAAGAACAUCCGUGAAUAUGCUGCCAAGCAGAAGAUGGAGAAGGAGAAGGCUGCCAACGAAGCGGGUGUCUACUCUGACGAUGAACGGCGGUGCGAUCGAGUUGUCUCGAGCGCCCCCUUCCCCGUGCAACAUGCUGUCAAGGCUGGACCUACAGACCUGUCCACACCAGAGCAGGACAGCGAGACCGACGCCAGUCAGUCGGAUUUCGGUGCUAGCUCGCCCCUGGGUGUUUCGGCCAAGGCGACUCCCGAACCUGUCUCGGCCUCUAGCUAUGGUCAGUAUCCUCAACUGAUUGUGCCUAACGAGGAGGAUGAGCCCACCCCUUGCUUGCCACAGCAGUGUUUCCCCGUCCCAAGCAGACUAUCUGCAUCUCCUGUGCAGGAGCAGUAUCUGUAUACCAACAACAGUCUUGCUGUCAACGAGGCAGCCCAGCCCAUGGCGCCGCUGAAGCCGUCGCCCGCCAUGGACAUUGCCUCUCGACGAAACCGACGACCCCCUCAGCUUGCUAUAAAUGCUUCUCGCAGCUACUCGGCAUGUGCCCCUAGAACUGGGGUGGACAUGGGAAGAAGGGCAGACGUCGGUAACUCUAUUCGUCGUGUUGCUUCGGCCACAGGAGUUGGUCGCAUCAGCAAGCCCUCAGGUGGACCUCGAAGCCCAUACUUUGACCGCAACCCCGACAUGCUCCUGCAGCUCAACCGCUCUCCCAACUUUAUAGGGACCACAACGAUCGCACCGCCCACUCCCAACACACCUGUUGUCACAACUCAGCAAGGAUUGUGCGAGGCCACUCCCUCUAGCACGGUGGCAUAUGAGGAGAAGUAUCCGAUGGAUCUCGCCCUUCACGACCCAACUCUUCGAACACCGCCCACCACACCUGGCGUCAUGGACAACCUCUACAACACCGACUCAGCAUACGAAGUUGCAGUAUCAGACGAGCCCCUGGCUACUCCUGGACUGGGUGGUUUCCCCAACGACUUUGACAUGCCCGGAGCAUCAGGCCAAGUGCCCAACUACCUUUCCAACAACUGUUCUAGUCAGCCUCAGACACCUUCCUAUGGUGCCCAGAUGGGACCCGCCUACUUUGGCUACGCUGGUGGCAACGCCGAGUACAACUGGUCCGACGAUGCUUCUGCCUCGGCACACUCCUCGCCAGGCCAGCAGAAUGUGCAGUUCAUGAACAUGACGCCAUCGAGCUUCACAUAA
Messenger RNA from Fusarium keratoplasticum, 1560 nucleotides. Its product is annotated as Homeobox domain-containing protein. Gene Ontology annotation, molecular function: DNA-binding transcription factor activity, RNA polymerase II-specific; DNA binding. The record is from RefSeq and is a predicted model, not a curated record. Bases 1 to 1560 code for a protein of 519 amino acids. Gene Ontology annotation, biological process: regulation of transcription by RNA polymerase II. The transcript has 2 exons. Gene Ontology annotation, cellular component: nucleus; RSC-type complex. Lineage: Eukaryota; Fungi; Ascomycota; Sordariomycetes; Hypocreales; Nectriaceae.